Molecule: messenger RNA, 2010 nt
Organism: Necator americanus (New World hookworm)
Lineage: Eukaryota; Metazoa; Nematoda; Chromadorea; Rhabditida; Ancylostomatidae
Exons: 18
Coding region: 1-2010 (669 amino acids)
Cellular component (GO): cytoplasm
Molecular function (GO): guanyl-nucleotide exchange factor activity
Source: RefSeq, a predicted model, not a curated record
AUGGAUGUUUUGCAUACCGAUAGCGAUAGUCAUGCUGCAGGAGAUACUCCUGUUACUAGUUCCUUUGAGAAACAGGAGUCUUUCGCAUCUGAUUCAGUAGUUGUAGAGCCAGUAACUGAGGAACCAUCUGAAGAGAAAGGACCAGAGGAACAGCCACAAAUUGAAAUACAAGAAGAAACGUCAACAGAAAUGGAGGUCACAGAAAUCGAAUCAGAAGGUGCCCAUGGAGAAGAACCGCAUAUCAUAGAGAUAAAAGAGACUUUCAAAAUCGAAGUUGAGAUCAAAUCAAGAGAGGUAUUGGAGAAAACUUCUGAAAUUGAGCGGCAGGAAGAGACACAACCGAUUGAUACAGGUGACGAGAUCGAGCACGCCCACAGUCAGUCAUACGAAUCCUCAAAAGAUGUUGAGAUGGAGUCUGAGAUACAGUCAGAAGAAUCAGCGGAAACGGGUAAACAUGAGCAAGAUUUUAAAGAGGAGAAAGAAUCAACACCACCAGUUGAAGAGGAGGAAGAGGUGGUGGCCAGAACACCCAGAACUAAAAAAGGACGUAAACCUAACGCUACAUCAAGGACCACUGAGCCUCCUAAGACUGCCCCUACAACUGGUAGAAGAGGUCGUAAACGUAAAGUAGUCGAGGAGCCCGAAGUAUCCACUCCCGCUAAAGCACCAAAAACACCAAAAACCCCCGGAAGAAGCCGCACCGCGCCAGCCAAGGUGAAAUUGUCAUACGCUGAUUUUGUGUCGUUAGAAGUAGGAGAUCGUGUCUUGUCUUGUGGUGAAGGUGAACAACUUGGUCAUCCUGGUCGUACUACGACGAAAAAGCCAAGGAAGGUUGAUAUAGUGGAAGAUGAGGAGUUGCACGUUGUCCAGGCUGUGGCCGGUGGUGUUCACUCAGCACUUCUGACGUCUGAUGGUGAAGUUUAUAUGUGCGGAAUCAAUGAACAAGGAACUGUCCCUGCCAUUGGAGUUGAACCAGAAGGCAGCACAGACAAAUUCACCAAGGUUGAAAUGAACGACGAGAUCAUGUCACAAGGAAAGAUCAUAAUGUUGGCAGCAGGUGCAAGCUUCACAGCGGCACUCACUGAUAAAGGAUCAGUAAUCGCAUGGGGGAACCUAAGGGAUACCAGUGGUGAGAUCAAUGUGCAUCCGCUCCUGACAAAGAUGAAGGAUCAUCCAGUCGUAUUGAUACACUACAAAAAGAGAGUAAUCGUGAAGAUCGCUGCUGGUGAGAAUCACCUCGUUAUGCUGGAGGAAGAUGGUAAAGUCCUGACAUUUGGAGACGGUAAAAUGGGGCAGCUGGGAAGGAGUAAAAGGACUGGAUCAAUCAGGCCGCAAUAUAUGGUUGAUGAGGAUGGCAGAUCACUGAUUUUAAUUCUGCAAGACAGGAAAAGAAAAGAUAUAGUUAUUAAGGACAUACACGCAGGAGGUUACUGGACUAUCCUUCUUUCUGACGACCAAGUUUUUUCGUUUGGUUUGAAUAACUUCGACCAUCUUGGUGUUCCAGUAGAAGGGGAAGCGCCUACUGACGCCACUUCUGAAGACAAACGCGAACUUCGUAUUUUUACGCCUGGUAUAGCUACUGCAUACUUAGGCCGACAUUGGACCCAUAUCGAUGGAGUUCAACAUAUUAUAGCCCGUGAUAGUGAAGGAGAGGUAUUUGGUAUCGGAAAAAACACAGACAAUGCUCUUGGUCUCGGAACUUGGACUGGAAAUAGCGAUUCUGAGCACUGGAAAUACUCCACGUUGGAGCGUGUCAAAUUCCCAAAGGAGGCAGGAAAAAUUGCGGGAACUACAGCAAAAUUGGGUUGUUCUCUAGCUUGGACAGAAGACGGUCAUGCGUAUGCAUGGGGCUGUGACACAAGCGGUCAGCUAGGCCUUGGUUUGAAAGAUGAUGAUGAAAAGGUUGUUCCUACCCCACAAAAGAUUACUUCCGCCCAUUUGGAUGGCUUCAAAAUCAUGUCAGCGUCAAUUUCGGAUAAUCAUUGUCUAUUCCUUGCCAAGAAAGCUUGA